Molecule: messenger RNA, 903 nt
Organism: Lycium ferocissimum
Lineage: Eukaryota; Viridiplantae; Streptophyta; Magnoliopsida; Solanales; Solanaceae
Product: B3 domain-containing protein REM17-like
Exons: 6
Coding region: 1-903 (300 amino acids)
Molecular function (GO): DNA binding
Source: RefSeq, a predicted model, not a curated record
AUGGAAUUUGAUGUUUCUAUAUUUGAUUCAAGUCAUUGUGAUAGAGAAUAUGCAGAUUAUAUGCAAAUAGAACAACAAGAAGAACAAACUUCCAAGAAAUUUGAAUUCAAUGACAAACCAAACCCCUGCAUCAUGUCAUCAACCAAAGGUUUUCCCAAUGCAAAAGCUGCUACUCAAAGCCCUUUGGAUCAAUCUCAUUUUGUAUUUACUGUUAAACCAUAUUGCCUUACAAAUGGUUACUUGCGCCUUCCUAAACAAUUUGCAAAGAAAAACUGUCUCAUCAAUAAGAAUUGUGAUGUGAUUAUUAGAGAUGAAAGACAAAGGUCAUGGAAAGUAAGGCUAACUGCCUACGGUUCUCAAGUCUAUAUAUUAGGUGGAUGGCGUGAAUUCUGUGUUGCAAAUGGCUUAAAGGUGGGAGAUCAUAGAAUGUUUGAAGUUGUUACUAACGGAGAAAAUCCAAUAUGGAAAUUUCAAUAUGACAAACCCAACCCCAGCAUCAAGUCAUCAAGAAAGGCAUUUCCCCAUGCUGAAGUUGCUACUCACAGUCACAAGCCAUUUGGUUAUUCUCAUUUUGUAUGCACUAUUAGACCCUAUUGCCUUUCAUAUGAUCUCUUGUGCAUUCCUAGCAAAUUUGCACAUGCGAAUCGUCUCAUGAACAAGAAAUACGAUUUGAUUAUUAGAGAUGAAAGACAAAGGUCGUGGUGUUUAAGGUUAUGUUAUUUUGGAACUGGUGUAUGUAUUAAAGGCGGAUGGGAUGAAUUCCGUGAUACAAAUUGCUUAAAGAAGGGAGAUUGCGUAAUGUUUGAAGUUGUCAGUGAUGGAGAGAAACCAAUUUGGCAAUUUCAUGGCAAAACAAGUGUGGAGAGAAUGCAAGCAUCAUAUAAGGGGUUGACAGAACAAUAA